This is a messenger RNA of Plasmodium fragile, 1185 nucleotides long. RefSeq lists its product as uncharacterized. The transcript is spliced from 2 exons. Gene Ontology annotation, molecular function: heme binding; electron transfer activity. Gene Ontology annotation, biological process: mitochondrial electron transport, ubiquinol to cytochrome c. The record is from RefSeq and is a predicted model, not a curated record. Bases 1 to 1185 code for a protein of 394 amino acids. NCBI's taxonomy places the organism in Eukaryota, Apicomplexa, Aconoidasida, Haemosporida, Plasmodiidae.
AUGGCAGGUGGUGGAGCUCUAAACAAUUUAUUUCCGGGAUACAAGGACAAACUAUGGCUCAAGCUUCCGUACCACCUCCGCAUUCGCCUAAUUAAAUCGUGGAACCGGGAAUUCGAAAAGAACAUAUCCAAGGCGAAAAUAAAAAACAACAAAAUAAAAAAUUUGAAUUACUACCUACUGGACAAGUUCAAGCCAAAUGAAAACUACAAAAACAGACACACGGAUUAUAAGAGGCAAAUAUGCAGAGGAACGUUAGUAGAGGGAUGUGACUUUUUUCUACCAAAUAAGAAAAGCCAAGAUAGAUUAAAAAAUCACUUACAACCCUACACAGAGGAAGAAAGUGAAGAAAGAAAAAAACAUAAAUAUUUAAAUUUAAAAUAUUACAUACUGUUUUGCUUAGGAUUUUCGGUAUUACAUGACAGUAUGCAAUCUAGGCCAGUAGCAUGGUGCAUGGAUUAUGAACCACCCCAUACCCCGCAUUACCCAUUUUGGUUUAAGUCCAUGUUUCAUUCGCAUGACAUACCAAGUGUAAGAAGAGGUUUUGAAGUUUACAGGCAAAUAUGUGCAACAUGCCAUUCGAUGGAACAGUUACAAUUUCGUAAUUUGGUUAAUGAGGUGUAUCCAGAAAAUCGAAUGAAACAAAUUGCUGCCUCGUAUGAUAUAGAAGAUGGUCCUGAUGAUAAGGGAGAAAUGUUCACCAGACCAGGAAUCUUAACUGAUUCUUUUCCAAAGCCCUACCCAAAUGAAGAAGCUGCUAGAUAUGCAAAUAAUGGUGCAUCUCCACCAGAUUUAUCAGUUAUUACCACGGCCAGACAUAACGGACCAGAUUAUAUAUUUUCUUUACUCACUUGUUAUCGAGAUCCUCCUGAGGGAAUACACCUAAGACCAGGGUUGUAUUAUAACACUUAUUUUCCAGGAGGGUCUAUUUCCAUGCCCCCACCUCUACAGGAUGAUAUGAUUGAAUAUGAAGAUGGUACUCCUUGUAACAUUUCCCAGAUGGCUAAGGAUGUCGUCAAUUUUCUAACUUGGGCAGCGGAACCAACACAUGAUGAGAGAAAAUUAACAGGCCUCAAAUUGGUGAGUGGUGCUUUUAUUGCUAUGGUAUUAAUGACUGUAUGGCAGAGAUUUUUCUGGACCGUAUAUGCUACUAGAAGAAUUGACUUUGGAAAGAUCAAGUACCUAUAA